Messenger RNA from Cyanidioschyzon merolae strain 10D, 1221 nucleotides. RefSeq names its product cell division protein pelota. The record is from RefSeq and is a predicted model, not a curated record. The transcript has a single exon. Bases 1 to 1221 code for a protein of 406 amino acids. Gene Ontology annotation, cellular component: cytoplasm. NCBI's taxonomy places the organism in Eukaryota, Rhodophyta, Bangiophyceae, Cyanidiales, Cyanidiaceae. Gene Ontology annotation, biological process: RNA surveillance; nuclear-transcribed mRNA catabolic process, no-go decay; nuclear-transcribed mRNA catabolic process, non-stop decay.
AUGAAGCUCCUCCGACGCAGUGUGAGCCUGAAAGAUCAGCGCUUUGAAGUUGCGCUCUUACCAGAAAACAGCGAGGACCUCUGGCACGCCUAUAACCUCAUCGACAAAGGCGACUUGGUGCGAACAACCACCUGGCGAAAAGUCGCUCUCGCGGGGGCGACUGAGCAACGCGCCAGUGCUCGGCACACGGAACGCGUACGACUCGUGCUGACGAUCCGGGUACAACGAAUUGACUAUGACACGGAGGCACCUUCCCUCCGGAUCCAGGGCAAGAACGUGUCCGAAAACGAGUAUGUGAAGCGAGAGCAGCACCACACGCUCGAGAUAACGACCGGGCUUCGGUUCGAUCUCAUCAAGUCGCAGUUCGACCGCGUCCACCUACGAACCUUGGAAACCGCCUGUGAUCCCAGCAAGUCCGCGGACAUCGCGAUCUGCGUCAUGGAGGAAGGACUCGCGCACCUCUGUCUCGUAAGCGGCACUGCAACGCUGCUUCGAGCGCGGAUCCAGCAGCACGUUCCCAGCAAGUUGCAGCGCGCCGCAACCGCUUUCGGCGUGCGAGAUAAAGCGCUGGAACGCUUUUUCGAGGCAGUAAUGCGAGCACUGCUCCAGCAGGUAAACUUAGAACAAGUGCGUUGCGUCGUCAUCGCUUCACCGGGUUACGUGCGGGAGCAGUUCCUGCAGUACCUGUUUGCCGAGGCCGCUCGACGGGACCUGCGGUCUAUUCUGGAACACAAGCGACAGUUCAUCGCUGUGGCGGCAGGCAGUGGUCGCAUGCAGGCCGUUCAUGAAGUGCUCGCCUCGCCCGAGACCAUGACCCUGAUCAAUGACACCAAGGCUGCUGUGAACCAGCGUUUGCUACAGACCUUUUACGAGCAGAUACAUCAGGAUUCAGAUCGUGCGCUUUAUGGCCCGGACCAGGUAGAGAGAGCCGCACAAAUGGGUGCAGUCGAGCACCUCCUAAUCACGGACGCCUUGUUCCGCCAUCGAGAGGUGUCAGAAAGGAAGCGCUUCGUUGCCCUGGUCGAUCAGGUGGAGUCGGCCCGAGGCCAGGUGCAUCUCUUCAGUAGCGCACACGCGACUGGCCAGCAGUUGGCGGAUAUCGGCGGCAUUGCCGCGCUUUUGCGCUUUCCCUGGAUCGAUACCGAUGAUGAUGCACAGGACACUGACACCAGCGAUAUCGAGACUCGGUGCAAUGCCGAGUCCACAGCAACAUCGUGGUGA